Messenger RNA from Drosophila miranda, 2516 nucleotides. It is a transcript of the gene Ilp6, whose product is annotated as probable insulin-like peptide 6. NCBI's taxonomy places the organism in Eukaryota, Metazoa, Arthropoda, Insecta, Diptera, Drosophilidae. The record is from RefSeq and is a predicted model, not a curated record. The transcript has 3 exons. Bases 1803 to 2159 code for a protein of 118 amino acids.
UUUUUCAAUUUGGCUGUGAAACAACGAAGAACGUGAGCAAUCCGAUCAGAUCUCUCAAACGCGAACCGAUUCCACACAAAAGGCAGUGCGGAGCUUACUGGAAAUCAGGCGAAUGUGCAACGAAAGUGAAACGAAGUGCAGCAGAAGAACCGGAAGUGAGAGACACAGAAAAUUAGAAUACUUUCAAUUUGAGGCAGUCUAAGCCUCGAGCACACUCACUUAAUUCAAGUCACUGAGGGGCUUUGAACAAUUGGAUCACACUAAGUGGCAGGCAGUGUAACAUUCGAACAUUUAUUUUUUGGUGCAGUGUUAGCUUCGAACAACUGAAACACACACACACACACUCAAUUGGAUGGAGUGGAAGUGGGUGUAUGAAAGAAACAGCAAAGCAAGCGGCAGGAAGUGGCCAAACUAGCGAGCGAGAGCGACAGGGAGAGAGAGCGAGCGUAAACGAGUGAGACAAAGAGAGAUAACCGUCAAACAGCAGCAGAGCAGCGCCAGCGCAAACAGCUUCCAGUCGCAGUCUAAUUUUAGCACACUGAUGUCUAAAAAUAAACAACAAUUCCACAGGCACACAACCACAAACUCGGGCAAACAAACCCAUUGAGAGCAGGAGAGGAGAGAAACAGCCUGCAGAUCAGAGAGAAGUGUAAAACAGUUUCGAUUCGAAUUCCGCUUUCGUAAGUGUCGCGCGCGAUUAUCAGCUAUUUAUUCCACAGAAGCGCGCUGGCUGUUUAUAAGGAUAGUGAUAGCCCAAAAUCUGCGGCAACGCCAAAGGGUGCAAGGGAACGAACGAAGCAAACGGUGCGAACCGAGCAGGCGCAGCUUACGGGCCUUACAGGGAAACAGAGGCACAGAUAUAACGAAACGGAGCCAUCACAAAAUGCGAGGAGCGUGAGUUGGCAGAGCGAGAGGAGAGGCUAAGAGAGUGCACAUGACGAGCAAUCGAAUAUCGAGCAUAGAACAUCACUCAGCGGCCGGACAUUCAGUUGGCUCGGGCCGGCCAAGGCACGCUCUACUUUCGAGAUUCCACGUUCCACAUUCUACAUCCAAAACCAAUUUCACAUCCAACUUCAAGCCCAGCCGCAACGUUAGCGCUUGAAUCGCGUCAGCGCCAACGGCAACAUCUGCGUCGGCCGCAAUUCGCACUCGAAUCGAAUUCUGCUCAGGGACACGACGCCACACGAGAUGCAACAACAACUGCAGCUGAAGCACUCGAGCACACCAGCAGCAGCCCAAGCAAAAGCACGCGUCACCCCCCCAGUGCAGUUCGAUUGCCCCAGCCGCAGCACAGACACUCGCACCAAUCGCCUAUCGAUCCCGAUAACUCAUUGAAAGACAACUCAGAUCCCUGUCGAUCCGCUUCGGUGCACAAUUGUGUUCUUUCCGCACAAGCGGAAAGCUUCCCACAACUAUUUUCGUUUGUUUUUUUGUGCACGUAAUACAACCGCUCACCCCUCACUAAGCCCCAUGCCACAGAGGGAACUCCCCCAAAAAGAUAAACGUUAGUGUUAACGAUUUUUGUUGCUUUUUGUUUUGUUUUCGUCAAUUGAAUGUGAUUUUGAAACGGUGUGAUUGCAAAAGAAUUAAUAUGCAAAUUACCAAAAAGAAAGUUCCUUAGGCAAGUGAUAAUACGACAGAACUCAAGAGAGUGCACGCAUAUACACAAAAUACAAUAUAUACACAUAUGUCCUACGUAUAUCCACAACACAUACAUAUAUCUGCGUACAUAACAACACAAAGCAAGGCCCAGACAACUAGAAUAUACUCUUUCUACGCCCGGGACACGCAAGCAUGCAAACAUGAUUCUCGCAGUGCCAACAUCUAAAGUUAUCGUAGUGCUGGCUGCAGUCAUGCUGGGCCUGACGCUGUCUGGCAGCCCCCUGACCGAGGCGAGUCCUGUGACCACCGAUGAUGGUGGGGUGCGCACGCGCUGUGCCGACAUCCUAGCCGAGUCCAUACAACUUAUCUGCAGAAAUCGCACUCGCUCGCUGGCCGAUGCCUAUCCCAACAGCUUUGGGCGUCGCAACAAGCGCCUCUCCCCCGACGAGAUAUUCUACAGACCACUGCAGAACGGUCCCACCCACGAUUGUUGCAGCCGUCCGUGCAACUACACGGAACUCAAGCAGUACUGCGCUCCCCCUGAAAGUGAAAACUGAAUGAGAAAUCCAUCACUAGUACUAACCACCAGAUACCCUUUCAAGCUAGGCGUACCGUACAGUUGCAUACAUAAAUAUUGCACCAGCAUCCAGAUACUGUUCACCACCAGCACCAGCAGCAGCACCAGCAGUAGCAGCAUCCAGAAAAGCACCAGCAUCUACAACCACAUAGAGUACACAUACACUUAGUAUAUUCCACUAAUUUAAAUUACGCUCUAAUUGCACUUUGUAAAAAUAAACAUGCGCAUGCGAGAAAUCCUUCUAGGAAAAUGCCCACUUUGUUAUGGACACAUCCAUCUGAUAUUUGUUUAUACGUAUAAAUAAUCGUAAAUAUAUGCUUACUUCUCAUGUACUGUA